CAAAUCUCAGGCUUAAAAUCAUCACGCAGAUCCACAAUCCCAAAACGAAAGUAAAAAAGUGAUCAAAGUAUCAAUACUAGAUAUGAAGAAGCAGAUUCUUCGAGGUCUCUGUAAAAGACCAUACGAACAAGAAAGAAAGAGCACCGCAAGGACUGAAGAGUUCAAUGAUCAAGUUGCUGAAGGGAAAGACAUAAUUCUAGUUGAUCAUCACGAGUUGUCUCACGGAACAAAGGAAAACGAGGAGAGGCAACUUGGGUGCAAGAAUAUGAAGAUAUUUGCUUUCAUAUGUAGAAAAGAUAUUCCAACGGCUUGCUUUUACAGUACCCUCAACUUGAAGAGACUUGCAAGCUUUAACAGAAGACUGCAUCUUGUGUACCCUAUGAAGAUGAAGAGAGAAGAAGUGUCCGUAGGAGUGGGGAUCAGUAAUAACAAGGCAGAUUCGAAUGAACAUGUAAGAAACAAGGUUCUGCACGCCACUGAGGCAUCAUUCUUGAAUUCAGAAACCAAAUAUGAUAAAAUGAAACCUGUUUCGAGAAUGAAAGAACUUGUUAGAUGGGCAGAGAAAGGAGGAAAAUUCAAUGGACGGAAGUUUUUGCAGUUCAGAAGGCGAGGAAUUGUGAAAGAAAUUGAUAAAGAUGAUGAAGAAAUUAGCGGCCCUAUCACUUCCUCAUUUGCAGCCACUGGGCACGUGACUUGCGGAAAAGGAAACUGGGUAACCUCUGAUUCUGAAUUUGUGGUGCUGGAACUAUGAAGAGAUGGGAUGUAAAGGGGACAUUUGAUGGUUGUGUUGGAUUUCAAUUCCACUAUUGGUUGAUGAAACUGAAGCGAUGCUUUGUUCAUAUAUACUUUGUGUGAGAUAUUUUUAGAGAUUUAUUAAUGUAAUGUCAAUGCUUGAUGACAUGGAAGUGAUGUGCUCAAUGAGAAUGUUUUUAGAAUUACAUUAUUAUUGGUUUGACAUGAA
Neltuma alba is the source of this 961-nucleotide messenger RNA. RefSeq lists its product as uncharacterized. The coding region runs from base 83 to 751 and encodes 222 amino acids. The transcript is spliced from 5 exons. The record is from RefSeq and is a predicted model, not a curated record. NCBI's taxonomy places the organism in Eukaryota, Viridiplantae, Streptophyta, Magnoliopsida, Fabales, Fabaceae.